Stylophora pistillata is the source of this 3673-nucleotide messenger RNA. RefSeq lists its product as uncharacterized. The record is from RefSeq and is a predicted model, not a curated record. Lineage: Eukaryota; Metazoa; Cnidaria; Anthozoa; Scleractinia; Pocilloporidae. Gene Ontology annotation, molecular function: oxidoreductase activity.
UUGUUUUGUUUUCAUCACUCCACUUACACGUAUAUUUAAUGACUUAUAAAUACUACCGUUAAAUUUCGUUCAGUGGUUGUCUUGAACUCUACGGAGACAAACAAGAGGUAUCUCGACAAGAAUUGGGAACACCUCAUUUAUAUCAGACAGCUGGGUUACCGCCAUGUCUCUAGAGAGAGGAGCUAUUAAACUCGCUGAUUUCCCGGAAUUGUCAGCAGGCUAUGGAAACACGCAGUCAUCGGAAGAAACGUCUUAUUCCAGCCUGGAGUUUUUCCAGGUUGAAAAACUCAUGAAAAAAGUCAGGAAAUUUGUUCGAGAAAAGGGAAUCAUGGUCGAGGAUCAAUUCCAUGAAUACGACCCGCUUAGGACGGGGAAUGUCAGUGCCAGUGAUUUCAAAAAAGCUUUCAAGGAGGCAUUUCAGGAUCUUCUAGCCGAUGAACAAGUGGAAGAAAUUCUGAAUUUUUACCGCGAUCAUGAUAACUCCGACGUCUGCAACUGGUCAAAGUUCCUCCACGAUGCUGAAACUGCUGAGAUUUCUGCUCUACAUCAAGAUACUCUUACAGAUUCACACAAAGAAGCAGUGCUGAAGAGAGUGGCUCUCCUCAUGAAGGACAAAAUGAAUAUUUCCACUUUACUUCCCAGCUCUGCAUCUCAAUUACCCAACAGCAAUGGAGUGAACGAAUUCGACACAAAGGCAGAGGAAUUUUUUCAGCUCCUAAGUACCCUAACGAUCAAAGAGGAUUUAAAGAUUGUCAUGAAUAUGUAUACAGACGAAAUGGGCUUUAAAUACCAAGAACUUCUGCGCGAUUUACAGAAGGUAGAACACUACCAUGAAGAGACGGAGCGUUCUUCUAAGAGGAGUGAAAGUUCAAACCAGUCGCCAAGAGUUCUUAUUGAAAUUCCAGACGAUCAAGUGGUAGACUUCAAGCAGACCAAGCCUUUCGUCCGCCAACGUUGGAAGCGAUUUUCUAUUUCGUACGAAGCUUUAGUUUGGUCCGUGUUUCUGAUGAUGACAACGCUGUGUAUUGUAGAUCACUUUGUGUUCAAUGGUGAUGUGGUGCUUGGAAGGAGUGGAAAACUCCCUAAUCGCAUUUGGGGAACCAACAUAGGCGAGACUUUGACCAAUGUGGUGUGGGCUGUCACCGCUCGACUGAUCAUAACCUCUCAGAACUUGAUGUUCUAUACGAUGAUGUGGUGUUUGCCAAAUUUCAUUAGUGAGGUCGCUCCAAACUGGAUCAUCAUGGAUGGAAUUCGCGAGGUCCAUUCAAGGAUGCACACUUUUGCGGGGAUAUUCCUGAUUGCCGUUCCGUCCCUUGCCCAUGUUCUGGUAAUCUUUGUUCCUCCUCUGAUUGACGGAACUGAAUUGAAAUAUUAUCCACCCAGCACCUUCAACUAUAGCACGUUUCCGGAUCACUUAAACUGGACGAAGCCCUGGGAUCCAGCAGCUGUAGAAGGGUGGACUUUUAACGAUCACAAAGGAGUUCAUCUAACCUCAGACGAGAUCUACCGUUUUGUGCUGAUGAUCGUUCUUUUCUGCUUCUUCUUUCCCCUCAGCAGAUCCAACUACGCAAACCAAAGAAGCUACUCUUUGGCAAUGGCCCUGCAUGUCUUUGCCGGUAUCUGGUACGCUAUCGACAACAUUAGGAAGAUCACUCACGGACUGGCUCAUGUUACUAACCUUCCCAUACUCAUUAUCUGGUGUAUCGACAGGUUGGUCUCCAUUUACUUUUAUCGACGCCAUGAAGGUCACAUUGUUCGAAAAGAAGUCAUUGGUAAAGACUACGUCAUCCUGUAUGUCAAACUCGACAAAGAAGUGGAACAUACUGUCGGCGACGUUUAUUAUCUUCUGCACCAACCGAAAGGAAGCACCGGAAUACUGCCACAACGGUCUCAUCCCUUUACCACCUUUGCUAAUUUGUCAAAAGAUUCAACCUGGGACAUUGGUUUCGUGAUAUCGAUUAUGGAGGACUAUAACCAGCUUUGCCUCCCUUGGACAUAUUGGCUCGCCGACAGUACUGAAGAUACUGCUUUCCGUGCUUGGGGACCCUAUCGCUCAUCUGUCUCAAAGUUGUACAACCAGCUGGUGUCAAGCGUACCCUCGCCUUCCCACUACGUUCUGUUCGCAACCGGGUCUGGCUGUGGCUAUUUAUUGGAUGUCCUAAGCUGCCUAGCCCACAAAACAGAACCGCCUCAUAAAGGAAGUGAAAGCGGAGAAGAAAAGAGGAUCGAUAUCUUCUAUUCAGUCCGUUGUAAAGCGUUGUACCAUUUCCUGCGGAAACCUAUCAACGAACUCUUGGGAAAAAUCAAGGAGAAGAAUGUUGCUUCCAUAAAGUUCCGCUUUUAUUUGACCAGUCCAGAAGAGGACACGAGUGGAGAAAAUGCGGUCGAAAGCCACUUUCAGCUCAUUAAAGGUAGGAUAGAUUUUGAGAAAGCCCUGAAGUCUACAAAUAAGACGUCUUGCUGUUAUUUUGUGGGUAGGCCAGAAAUCGCCGAAAAUGUGGAGAAAAUUUGCAAGAAAAAAGGUGUAAGGUUGGUGAAGGAUUUCACGAACGGCAGAGGACAUCAGAAAGAUAGACAUUUAUUGAUAAAGUACCUUAAGAUGAGUUUCUGGGCUAUUUUCUUCACAAUUGCCUUUUGUGUUACCGCAAAUAUUGUUAUUGAUGUAAGAAGUAUGAAACGCUCGUUCCAGACUUAUUUAAAUACGACGAAAUAAUUCAAAACAGAAACCUUGUUCGUCGUUGAGACGACAGCAUUUUAGUUGCUCGAAAUAAUCUUAAAUGUAAGGGAUAGGCAACAGAAAUAACCUGUGUGCUCUUAAAGAUCAAUCGGCUGUAAACGUGGAGAAAAAAAAAAUAAACAUACAACAGUUUAAUAUUCCAAUAUUGCGUUUCGAUGGUAGACAGUUGUCGAUGUUGUCGGGUAGAUAACAUCUCUCAUUAGACCGUUCCAAACCUCAGUUGUUGAAUUGGAUCGAAUUUUCAUUUUUUUUUACUGCAUUAUGCUGUGCUAUUUUGAAAAUCAACUUUGACUCUUUUUGAAUGAUAGAAUUUUCUAGUUUAUUCAUUCAAGAACUGGUGUAUUUAAUUUCAUUAUUUAUUUGUUUGCGAUUUGAAAAUGUUAAUGCUCUGUUUUAGCUCAGACAAAGAAACUUUAAAAUGAAUCAUGGUUUCGAAUAGGAUAUCACUCUUAGAGUUGUUUAUUUUUAUAGUUUACAAGACAGCGUUCAUUAAGCAGACACCAGAUCCCUCGAUUUUUACGUUGAAUGAAGCAGGAAAAUUUGUUAGGGCUUACGGAACCUGAUUUCCCUCCAAUGAAAGUUUUCCAUUCAACUUCUUGUCUGCUUGAUGCAUGUUUCAACGAAAAAAAGAUAUUAUAGUCUAUUUUUUUAUCUCUAUUAAUAGUGUGAAUUUUUAGUAGAACCAUUUUGAAUUCUGAUUUCUCAUCAAACUAAGGUUUUUAUUUAACGUCUUAUCCGCGGCCGAUGCAUGUUUCAGCUAAAUAAGAAAUUGUACCUUUUUAUCUCUUUAGAUAGCAUGAACUCUAUGUGAAAGUGUUGAACCAAUUUAUAUUUUGUAGCUUACUGCAAGAGUAAAAUAAUUCUCUUGCUUACUGAUGUUAACUUGUAACACGAAUCUCACGUGUGAACAAUAAAGAUGUGCUCUUUCCUAACUUA